This is a messenger RNA of Rodentolepis nana, 927 nucleotides long. The record is from the annotation of a GenBank genome assembly. NCBI's taxonomy places the organism in Eukaryota, Metazoa, Platyhelminthes, Cestoda, Cyclophyllidea, Hymenolepididae.
AUGCUCUCUUUUCUAUCUUAUCAGGACAAAGUUGCAAAGAAGCCAUACAACCCCAUUAUCGGUGAGGUAUUUCAAUGCAGUUGGCGACUCCCACCAUCUUCAUCAUCGCAAAAGGAAGUAAAUAAUGGGUGUGUGGCCGAGAACGGCCGCUCCACAGAGGAAGGAGAACCCACCUUACUAACUUUCAUUGGGGAGCAAGUCUCACACCAUCCACCAGUCAGUGCUUUUCAAAUCUGCUGCCCCUCAAGGCGUCUUGAAUUAGUCGGGGCUGUGCAUACGGCUUCGCAUUUCCGAGGACUUAGCAUUUUCGUUGAUUUUGUCGGACAAGUCAUCUUGAAAUUGGGCGAACACAAUGAAGAAUACGUGUUCACUCUUCCUAAUGCUUAUGGUCGAUCUAUCCUCACAGUGCCAUGGUUCGAACUCGGUGAUACCAUUGCUAUUACAUGUCCUCAGAGCGGAUACGUAGCGCAAGUCAAGUUCUAUACAAAGACGGUGACCAAUAAUAAACGUUUACAUCAAAUAUCCGCGGAUAUUUUCGAACCAGAAACACCACAAAAUUCCAAGAAGGCCGUCGUUAAUGUUAGUGGUCAUUGGAAUUCCACUAUGGAGAUUGUGGAUUAUACAUCUGGUACCAAAGAAGUUAUAGACACCACUAAACUUGAAAUUGAACCGAAAUGGGUUCGACCUGUGAAUCUACAAAAUCCCGAAGAAUCACAACGCUUAUGGUUUAAUAUUAGUGUGGCCUUGAAGCAAGGCAAUAUUGAAUUGGCGACUCAGGAAAAGGCGAAAUUGGAGGAAAUUCAACGUGUUAGUGAGAACGCCAGAAUGAGUAAAAAACUUUCGCAUAUUCCAAGAUAUUUCAAAGAGACUCCCAAUGGCUAUAUAUUUGUUGAUCCAACAGGAAAGAUAAAUGAAACUUCUAAAUAA